AUGGCUAUUAUAAUCCCAUUGUACCGAUUCAGCUUUACAAUCCUUCUUCUAUGUUCUAUCUCAAGAAUACAAUGCCAAAGCUUAAAUUUAAUGUUAUCAUUGCAAUCCUCAGCACCUCAAUUAGAACAUUUGAAAUAUUAUCAAUUUAUCCAAUUCUCCAAUAAACCACUAGAUAAUAUUCAAGCUGGACAAUCUAUCCAUAUUCAAUUUGAUGCUUUUAAUGCAACCUUUAAACUUAGUUUAAAAACUGAUUCUAAAGUUUUCAUUAAUGAAGCUAAUGUGGAUAAGGAAAGCGAAACGGGCCUUUUUGGCCAGUUUGAUCGUUUUCGCCUUGUAUCUGGAACUUUACAAGAUGAUGAUCAUUCUUAUGCAUAUGGUUAUGUCGAUGAAAUGAGUAGCUAUCAUGGCGUAUUUUAUACCAAUCAAACAGUUUAUUACGUAGAAUGGAUUGGAUUAUAUGCCAAUCAAUGGAGUGAUGAGCAACAGUACUUUAUUUAUCGUGAUAUUGAUAUUGGUUCGCAGAAAUCAGUAAUCAAUACUAAUGAUGGGAAUAAUCAACAAACGGCUUCAUCCACUUCUACUUCUAGUAUCAAUCAAAAUAAUCAGAUCACUUCAUUGCUUAUGAAUGAUACUACGUGCUUAGCUCAUAUUGAUAUCGAUAGAACAUUUUUACAGCAUUAUCAUAAUAACUUUGCUUAUGUUAUUUCUGAUGUUGCUAUUUUAGUACAAAGAGUUAAUCAUCUUUAUCGACGUACUGACUUUGAUCAAGAUGGCAAAGCAGAUGGAAUUGGUAUAGCCAUUAAAAAUUUAACGUUUGGAUUAUCUGAUGAGUUGAUUGGUAUCAAUCUCAAUUCUACAACAAUAUCAACUACAGUCACUACAACUUCAAACAUAUUAUCGAAAAUUAAUAAUCCAGUGGAAUUCUUUAAUCGACUGACUGUGGCUAAGAAUUAUUCAGAUUCUUGCUUAGCUCUUUAUUUAACUGGCCAAAAGUUUGAUAAAGAUGUCCUAGGAAUGGCUAAUAGUGGCUUUAAGGCUAAUGAAGGUAUCUGUACCGGUUAUUACAUUAAUCAAGAUCAUCAUGUAGCUAGUUCUAAUGUUGCUGUUGUUUCAAUCAAUGAUCGAAAUCAUGUCAUUCCAUUUGCAACACGUGAAAUUGCUAUCGCUCAUGAAAUUGGUCAUUUAUUUGGUUCUUUGCAUGAUACUAAUGGAUCAAGUUGUUCGCCUAAUAAUCAUCAAGGCAAUUACGUAAUGUAUGAAAAACUAGUUGAUGGUAGUAAAAGGAACAAUUUUCAUUUUUCUACUUGUAGUCGAAGUGAAAUUAAGCAAAAUUUAAUCUUAAAAAUUGAUCAGUUAAGGCCAUGUUUAACACAAGCGUAUUAUCCUCUAUGCGGCAAUGGAAUUAUUGAUGAAGGCGAAGAAUGCGAUUGUGGGUAUCAAUCUACUUGCAAAGAUCCAUGUUGUAAUUCAGCCUAUCAAUACCUCACUGAUAUUCCUAGUUUGUCACAAGUAGGCUAUAAUUACAUUCCAUGUCGCAAGAAUAGUCAAGCAACUUGUGGUAAUGCUGUAGUACCAAUUGAAGCCAUCGGUAUAUCUGUUACAUUUGGUCUGCCGAUAAUUUUAGUAAUUGUAUUAUUAAUUUAUAAACAAGUUAAACAUAAAUUUUAUAUGCCAAUAUAUGGUGAGGCGGGAACUGGUGGCGAAAUAUCUAUGCUUCAAAAUUUAUAG
Messenger RNA from Trichoplax adhaerens, 1728 nucleotides. RefSeq lists its product as uncharacterized. Gene Ontology annotation, cellular component: plasma membrane. The transcript has 2 exons. NCBI's taxonomy places the organism in Eukaryota, Metazoa, Placozoa, Uniplacotomia, Trichoplacea, Trichoplacidae. The record is from RefSeq and is a predicted model, not a curated record. Gene Ontology annotation, molecular function: metalloendopeptidase activity. The coding region runs from base 1 to 1728 and encodes 575 amino acids. Gene Ontology annotation, biological process: Notch signaling pathway; membrane protein ectodomain proteolysis.